Neoarius graeffei (lesser salmon catfish) is the source of this 4893-nucleotide messenger RNA. RefSeq names its product epidermal growth factor receptor pathway substrate 15-like 1b (gene eps15l1b). The record is from RefSeq and is a predicted model, not a curated record. The transcript is spliced from 24 exons. NCBI's taxonomy places the organism in Eukaryota, Metazoa, Chordata, Actinopteri, Siluriformes, Ariidae. The coding region runs from base 63 to 2699 and encodes 878 amino acids. Gene Ontology annotation, molecular function: protein binding; calcium ion binding. Gene Ontology annotation, cellular component: cytoplasm; plasma membrane. Gene Ontology annotation, biological process: endosomal transport; endocytosis.
GCGUUCACGAGGCGGAGGAGCAGAGCAGAGCAGUGCACGCGCAUCGGGCAGAAGCCGGAAACAUGGCGGCGCUCAUGUCACUGACUCAGAUAUCAAAUGGAAACCCAGCGUAUGAAACCUUCUACAGACAGGUGGACCCAGGAAACAUGGGCAAAGUUGGUGCAGCUGAAGCAGCGCAGUUUUUGAAGAGGUCAGGACUUCCAGACGUUACUCUGGGCAAGAUCUGGGAUUUGUCAGAUCCAGAGGGAAAGGGCUACUUGGACAAGCGGGGUUUCUUUAUUGCACUAAGGCUUGUCGCUUCAGCCCAGAGUGGCAACGAUGUCAGUCUGUCCAGCCUGAACCAGACCAUGUCAAUACCGCCUCCCAAAUUUAGAGACACAGGCAGUCCUUCUCUAAUCUCAGCAUCUUCCAGUGACUCCACAUGGACGCUGAAGUUUGAUGAAAAAGCUAAGUAUGACAGCAUAUUUGAGAGUCUCUUGCCCAUCAAUGGGCUUCUGUCAGGAGAUAAAGUGAAGCCAGUCCUCAUCAAUUCGAACCUGCCCCUUGAUGUGCUUGGGAAGAUUUGGGAUCUCAGUGAUAUUGAUAAGGAUGGACAUUUGGAUAAAGAAGAGUUUGCAGUGGCUAUGCAUUUGGUAUACCGAGCCCGAGAGAAAGAACCCGUUCCUUCCAUUCUACCAGCAUCCUUGAUCCCGCCAUCCAAGCGGAAGAAGAGUGCAGUUGCUCUGGCUGGCUCUGUGCCGGUACUACCCUCCAGUCCUUUCCUCCUGAAGGAAAACCUUCGACCCACAGUACCUCUCGCCAAGAGCCCUCUGACCAUCGCUUCCAAUCUCUCACCAUCAAACUCCUUUAGGAGCGCCAGCCCAAGUCCUAGUCCCAGCCCAGCACCACAGCUGCCUGUUUCGACGAACUGGGUGGUGCCUCAGGAUGACAGGGAGCAGUAUGAGGAAAUCUUCGAUCUGGCCGACUCUGAUUUCAGCGGCCUAGUUGGAGGAGGUGAAGUUAAGGAUAUCUUUAUGAACUCGGGGCUGCCUCAGAGUGUCCUGGCCCACAUCUGGUCACUGGCAGAUACCAAAGGUGUUGGCAAAAUGACCAAAGAGCAGUUCUGUCUGGCUAUGUACCUUAUUCAGCAGGCGGUCAAAGGUGUUGACCCCCCUCAGAGCCUGACCCCUGAUAUGAUUCCUCCUUCAGAAAGGAGCUCUGCUGCCUCUACCGCAAUCUCAUCAGAAAUUUCAUCGGUCAGUUUUGAAAUGCCUGGACUCUCCAGCAUUUCUAGAGAGAUUAGUAGUUCAGUGGUGCCGCCGGUGGAGUUGACGGGAAACAAAGAGCUUGAUGACAUUAGCCAAGAAAUCGCACAGCUUCAGAGCGAGAAACGCAGCAUGGAGCAGGAGAUCAGACAGAAGGAAGAGUCCCUUCGUCAGAAGAACAGCAAAGUUCAUAGCAUGCAAGUGGACCUGGAGCAAGAGAACAGCAGUGCGAAAGAACUGGAGCGACAGACGCUGAGCGCUCAGAACAGACUGCAAGAGAUGGAGCAGCAGAGGAGCAAACUGGAGAGCAAAGUGACUGAGGCCAAGAGCAAGGUCCAGGAGGAGAACAGCAAGAUCUCCUCUUUGCAGGGGCAGAUCAUAUCUCAGGAAACGGCUCAGCAAACGCAGGAGAAGGAGCUGAACAGAGCCAAGACGGACUUGUACUGCCUGGAACAGGAGGAGAAGCAGCUGGAGGAGAACCUGCGUGCAGGAAAAGCCAAGUUAGAGAGCAUCCUCAAACUGCUCAAAACCUCUCAGAAUGAGAUGGAUGAGGUACGUGAAGAGAUCUCACAGAUACAGGAGAGGCAGAAGGAGCUGAAUAAGACCAUCGAGUGCUUCGACAAAGUUCUCAACAGCAACAUAAGGAGUGUGGCUGAAAUCGACCAGCUCCUUGCUGAGGAGGGUUCAGGACUCAGUAACACUGUGCAGGACUCCUCCUUCAAGUCGAGGCUGGCCAUGUUUAAUAACAACGCUGCUCAGAACUUCAGCGUGGAUCCCUUUCAGACUGAGGACCCCUUCAAAAAUGACCCCUUCAAUAAAGCCGACCCGUUCGGAGGAGAUCCCUUCAAACAGAGCGACCCUUUCAAAGACUCCUUCAGCAGCUCGGAUCGCUUGGUUAAAAGUCCCACCAGCCUGUUAAAUGCCAGCCCUUUUGGAAGGCAGGCGAAUCUUACAUCCACCAGUUCUUCCAAGUUUAAAGACUCAGAUCCCUUUGCUUCAACGGACCCUUUCGACUCUUUUGGCGGAAACAGUGGCUUUGCAGACUUUGGAAAUAUGUCAAAGGGCUCCAGUGGGAAACCUGCAGGCCGAAAACCCACCUACCCACUGCCUCCACCCAAAAAACCUGCACCAGCCAGACCAGCACCACCUCCUUAUGGCACAGGUUCAGCAGGAAAUCGUACGGGAGUUGCCGCUCAUAGACAAACGCUCGGUGUGCCCCACUUUCCGAAGCCGUAUGAGGGAGCUCUGUCUUCGUCGCAGCCCAGUAGAUCCACCUUAACAGACUCUCUUGCUCUUACAGACCUUAGAGCCUUCGGAAAUGAAGUCGAACAGCUGGAGUGGGCCAAGCGAGAGAGUAAGAAGGAGGAGGAGCGUCUGAGGAGGCUCCGCCUCCAGGAGCAGCAGGAUCUGGAGCUGGCUCUUGCUCUCAGCCGGGUCGACAUGUCCAGAACGUGAGGCCAGUCCACAUUGCCUUGUCCAGAGCCCACCACUGCACCGUAGCCAUCCUAAAUCCCGCUUCCUUCGAGGGUAAAAACAACAGAACACAGGGUCCAUUGAAAUUCUCACUGUCGAACGUUCCCCUGAGUAUUGAGGCUCGCAUAACUCGGUUUUCUUCUCUGCUGCUAAAAUUGCACCCGAUCCUACACUGCCUUACACACGGGCAAACCAAAUCUCUCAUGGGUGCUUCCCAGGUUCGAAUUAAAAUGCCUCGAAACAAAACUGUACUGAACAAAUGACCAGGGGUUAUAUGAGCUAAACAUGGAUAACUAUUUAUCAUUGAAACAGCCUUCGGACAGUUUAUUUUAUUUGUACUGCCUCUGGGCACUGAUCUCUACUAAAUACAUCACUGGUGGUAGAGAAAGUGUCACGAUUAGUGGCCUUGAUUUAAAAAAAAAAAAAAAAAAACUCCUUCUACUCUGUUUGCUUUGGCGCUGAAAUGGCUUCUUUAGUAAGAAGCGUAUAAAUGCACUGUAUUUAUUGUUUGUUGUUUUUUCUAAUGUACGAGCCGUUUAUAAACACAUGGAUCAGUACCUUCAUUACUAGGUGCCUGUUUAGACCAAAUGCUAUCCAAAGAAUGUUACAUACCAGCUUAACCAUAUGAACGACAAAUGCAAAUGAUUUUGACGACACUGUUAGUAAUUAUUGUAACAAAACGAUGUUCUUCAUUCAAAGCUUUCUGAAAGGUCACAGUCUGUCGAAGCAUGAUGAAAUGUCGAAUGAAUGAAUUGAAGUUUUAUUUAAAAAUGUAGCAUUUUUCAUAUAAAUCCCAAAAAAAAAAACCAAGAACUCGUUAAAAUAUAAAGCAGUGAUUCUAACUGUACGUUCACACAAGUCACUGGUGUCGCUUGGAGUUUGUUUCGGCUGGGCGGACGAUAAUCACAAUGUCGCUUGUAGGCGUGCAGCGUCCAGAUUUUUUUUUUUUUCCUUUUACCUCGAUGAGAAAUGGGAGUGGCCAGAAUUGUGUAGCUGGCAGCCCACUAUAUAAAUUAUAUACACUUUUUUUUUUUGGGGGGGGGUGUAUUCAAGUUUGAUUUACAUGUUACAUGCUAGGAUUUGUACAAGCUUAGCAACAGAUUAUCAAAACAUGCUGACUGUAUUAGCUACAUGCGCUCAUCAGAUGCACCGACAAUCUCUGCUACUUCCUUCCAGGCUGCGUUUUUCUUCAGAAUGUCUCUAGACAUUUAUGAGAAGCUGUACAUACUGUAUGAACCAUGGUCACUUAUAGCAGUUAAAGUUGUGAACGGGGAGCUAAAGAUACAUCUCGCGCCUCAUUUGAUUGUUGAGAAAUUAUUCCAGCCAGUCAUCUGGACUUGGAGCUUUACCAUGUCAUACACACCUAAUUUGCACAGAAUUAAAAAGGGAAAAAAAUGCAUUUGUUCAUUUGAGAUGUCGCUGAAAUCACGUACACGGCAGUUCCAUGGGAAAUUAAUGCUCGCCUGUGGCUUGUGUGCAUCAAUGUAGGGUUAAUCUCAAAUCAUGGGCACAUUAUGCAAUGCGCGUUUGUGUUUUCCUGCACAAACACAGCUCAGAUAAGAACUGUGGUAGAUAUGCGACCAGAGUGUUUAAGAUCAUGUUGCUAGAGUGGUUUGAAAACUCAUUCAUUAUUAUUAAAACUUAUUCAGUGAUUAAAUGACUUAUUUAUUACACAGGCAAGCUUCAGACCAAGUAUCGGCACAAACUUUGAAUCUAACUCCAAGUGAUGGUUUUGUUUAGUUUUAAGAAUAUGAGAUUGCAUUUUUGGCCUUUACAAAAAUCACCCAGAAGUUUUGGGUUUUUUUUUUUUUUUUACCUCCUGUUUGGUUUAGGAAGAGCCGCUUUGUGCUGGUGGUGAAAUACAGUGCGAUUAUGACAUUAGUUUGAAGCAAUGUAGGAAAAAUUGCGGUGAACCUGAAUUCAUGAUGAUUUGUUUAGCGGUUUUUAGUUUUCAUAUGGCCUUAUACUGUAUAUGGUGUUAUUUCUUUGUGUUCUAAUAUAUUUAUUGUGCUUGUCAAACACUACUCAUAUCAAUCAACGUGUGAGAAAUAUUUAUAUUUUGUUAAGUAGACCUGAUCACGUGUGUGAUUUUUGUUCUGCUUAUAUGGAUUUACCAAAUGAUGGAAAUGGAUUUUAUUUGCUUAACUUUGUCAUUAAACUCAUAUAACAUUCGAAA